Messenger RNA from Ruditapes philippinarum (Manila clam), 2423 nucleotides. RefSeq names its product serine/threonine-protein phosphatase 6 regulatory ankyrin repeat subunit B-like. Gene Ontology annotation, biological process: intracellular signal transduction. The record is from RefSeq and is a predicted model, not a curated record. Gene Ontology annotation, cellular component: cytoplasm; nucleus. The transcript is spliced from 5 exons. Lineage: Eukaryota; Metazoa; Mollusca; Bivalvia; Venerida; Veneridae. The coding region runs from base 97 to 1074 and encodes 325 amino acids. Gene Ontology annotation, molecular function: protein binding.
AACAAACCUCGAUUCGGCCUUGAGUAAAAAUCGAACACAUCUCGCAAAAUGUCAACAGAUGGAGAAUUACAGAGAUAAAAACUUAAAUUGCGCAUUAUGGGUAAUUCGAAGUCGACUAAACUUCACCAUGUUUCGUUGAACAUGCCCCAAAAGGAGCGUGACCUUCACCUUGCUGUGAUGGCCAACGAUAGAGAAGGGGUUCGAGCUCUAAUUAGUGCUGGUGCCAAUUUUAACUACCCAUGGAGCAAUCCAGCUGUACCGAGUGUUAAAGACAGUACUACACCUCUGAUUGCAGCCGUCUCUCUCAAUCAUGUAGAAAUAUCAAUGAUAUUGUUGAAAGCUGGAGCUGAUAUUAACAUGACUGAUAGGAAUGGUUGUACAGCAUUGUAUAAAGCUGCCUACCAUGGUAGACCAGUUCUUGUUGAUAUUCUUACUCAAGCCGGUGCUGAUUUGAACAAAGCAGACAAAGAAGGACAAACUCCGUUAUAUAUCUGUGUUCAGAAUGCUAUUGUACACUCGAGCUAUGCAACUGUAGAAAUGUUACUGGCUGCUGGUGCCAGAGUUCAUCAGAGUGACAGGAAUGGAAAAGCACCAAUACAUGUAGCUGCUCACUGGAAAAUAAAAGACAUGUUACGUAUAUUAGCAUCAGCUUCCACUGUUAACAGAAUAGACAAUUUAGGGAGAACACCUCUCUAUGUGUGCGUCAGUUCUCUAAGUACAGGACUUUAUAAGGAGGAUUUGAAGUACCAAGUUCCGUGUAUAAAAGUACUAUUCCAUGCUCAGUGUGACAUGUUGAACUUAAUCGAUUGGUUAAAAUGGAAGGGGCCGGGAAUUCCACCGGAACUGCUCGCAAACGAUGAAGCAUUCUUUGAAUGGUAUACGAAAAGUUUCAGUUCGCCACAUUCGUUGAAGAAUUUGUGUAGAAAAGUGAUCCAACAGAGACUUGUGGAUAAUUGGAAAGAUGGUUUCUUGAAAAAAAUAACGUAUGUUCCGCUACCAGCCAAGUUACACGUUUACCUGUCACAUAAAAUGUUCCUUAUACCUACACCUACUGUUCUUCAUCAUGAGAUAUAAAUACACAGCAUAGCACAUUGUUACUAAAAUUUUUAUAUAUAUAUAUUUUCUUGUUUUACAACACGUUUCAUGUUUUGUUUUUGUGAAGUCUAUUGAAUUACUGUUGUUAUUCUGUAGAAAUUGAUAAAGGAAUCUCGGACAGCUUUUUUUUUUUUACCAAAUCAGAUGUAUUUUUAAUUGGUUUGUAAAACUCUAGCUUUUUUUUUAUUGUAGAUGAUACGGUUUUAAACCUAUUUGAAAAGAUACAUAGAAAUAUAGAAAAUUGUUAUUAGAAAAAUUUAAAGAAAAAGAUUUUUUUUUAAAAAAUGUCUGUGAUAAUGGGUAAGAUGGGUGAUGUUAUUUAGUCAGAAGAGAUGUUAAUAUGAAUUUAUUUCGUAUUUUGUGCCAAGUUCGGUGAAAAGAUGCUAAUGAGUGUAAUAUCAAUUAUUUUCUUAUUCUAAUAUAGAACAGACACCUUCUUGUGUCUACUCAUACUGGCAACAUUUCCUGAAGAUUUAAUAUUUUUAAGAUUUUUUUUAAAGAAAAUCAACCGCCUCCGUGGUCGAGGGGUUAGAGUCGAUGACUUCUAAUCCAGUUAACUCUCUGGCGUGGGUUCGAUCCCCGGGAGAUGCUUUGGUAGUUUAGCGCGGAGGAAGGUAGUCUAGUACUGGUGUAACUCUCCAGGAACGAUGGUUAGGAAACUACCCGCCUAUAUGACUGUAAUACUGUUAGAAAAAGGCGUAAAAUGAAACAAACAAACAAAAAAUUUAAAGAAAAUCAAAAAUGUUUAUUAGUUUCGAAAGUACAGAUUUUAUUUUUAAUCACACUAUGUUGUGAUAUCUAUGACUUGAACAUGUGAAGAAUAACCCAUGCUUUUUAAAUUGACACAUUUUAGGAUGGUUACCAUAAGAAAAUUGGGGAAAAUGCAAGAAACCUGUCAAGAAAUUCACAUUUUUAGAUGAUAACAAUACACUGAUGUUUUUCAUAAAAAACAAGCUGAUAGGAAAAAAUCUUUACAAUUUUUGGGAAUAAUCAAAGAUAAACUGGUUAUUUUCAGCACUUUAUUUAAUGUCAACCUCUCUGCAACAUAAACAACAAAAACACCUUUAAUGGCAUUCACUCAACAGGUAUCUUUUGGCCUGACAUGUGAACAUUUUUAUGUUCUCUGUUUCAUUUAUAGUUUAGAUAUUUGUUUGAUAAAUCUUUUGAUAUGUGUUGAGCUUUUACAUGACAAGAUACCAGUCUAAAUUAUAUUCACAGCUUGUACAUGACAAGAUACCAGUCUAAUAUAUAUUCACAGCUUGUACAGUCAAAAGUACAUUCACAACUUGUACAUGACAAGAUACCAGUCAAAAGUACAUUCACAGCAU